This is a messenger RNA of Plasmodium gallinaceum, 1170 nucleotides long. Its product is annotated as polyadenylate-binding protein, putative. Gene Ontology annotation, cellular component: ribonucleoprotein complex. Gene Ontology annotation, molecular function: RNA binding. The coding region runs from base 1 to 1170 and encodes 389 amino acids. The record is from RefSeq and is a predicted model, not a curated record. Lineage: Eukaryota; Apicomplexa; Aconoidasida; Haemosporida; Plasmodiidae. The transcript is spliced from 9 exons.
AUGGAUUUGGAAAACAAAAUGGAAUGGAAUAAAAAUUUUCAAUCAAAUAGCAUAUUUGUUUAUAAUUUUCCGAAUGAAUGGAUGGAAAAUGAUUUAAAAAAAAAUUUUAUGAUUUUUGGCACUAUUAAUAAUAUUAUAAUAGAUAAAGAUAUAAACGUUUACGCUUUUAUUCAAUUUAAUGAACCUGAAUCUCCUCAAAAGGCCAUUGAGGUUAUGAAUGGUAAAGAAAUAAAUGGAAAAAUUUUGAAAGUAACUUCAAGAAAAGUAGUAGACGAAUGCUUAGAUAUAAACACAGCAAAAAUAGAUUCACAACAAAAAUCACAAUCAAGUAAUGAUAAUAAAAAAACAACAUUAUUUGUUUUUUAUCUUCCUCCUCAUUGGAAUGAUCAAGAUUUAUAUGAUAAAUUUAAAACAUUUGGUAAUUUAGAAAGUGCCACUGUUGCAAAAAAAAAUGAUAAAACGAGUAAGGGAUACGGUUUUGUUGUAUAUACUGAUCCACAUAGUGCAGCAUUAGCAAUAUCUAAUAUGAAUAAAGUGGAAGUAUAUACCGGUAAAAGGCUUAAGGUUUUAUUAAAAUCUAAUUCCAAUGAAACUAAUAAGAAAAAAAUAAAACCGGGAUGUACAAUUUUUGUUUUUUAUUUACCAAAUGACUGGAGCGACAAGGACUUGAAAAGACAUUUUUCUCAUUAUGGAAAUAUAAUUGGGGCUACAAUAAAAAGGGAGACAAACGGAAAAAGCAGAGGAUAUGGAUUUAUAAAUUUCGAGAAUCAGCAAAGUGCAAUUAAUGCUGUUGCAGGUAUGAAUGGCUUUAAUGCAGGAAAUAAAUACUUAAAAGUUUCUAUAAAAAAGGGAGAAGAACAGUAUUUAGCACCUCAGUAUUUAAAUAUAGAUCGAAUUCCUAAUAAUUCUUACACUUCUCCACCACCACCACCUCCUCCUAUAUCAUGCCAUGGAAAUGAUUCAUCAAAUUUUGGGAAUAAUGAAAUGUAUCCCAUUCAAAAUACUAUACCAAAUAAUAGAUUUAAUUCGCGUGUUUCAACUAACGAUAUUCAUCAAUCUUUUAUUAAUACGCAAUAUGGCCACUUUCCUUAUAACUUUUUUAAAAAUAAUGAACAAGGGCCUUAUAUUCAGAGAACUUAUAACAAAACAUAUAACAUGGGGAAAACAUAG